AUGGUGGGAGCAUACCUGAGCUCUGCUUCCAAAUAUUUCAUAACAACUCCAAUAUUCUACGUCAAUGCUGCUCCUCAUUUAGGUCAUCUAUAUUCCAUGCUGCUGUGUGACUUCCAAAAAAGAUGGUUGGACCUUAAGGAAACACCGAACUACUUUACUACUGGUACUGAUGAACACGGUCUCAAAGUCCAAAUAGCUGCAGAACUGAACAAGACGGAUCCGAGACUGUUUUGCGACAACUUAAGCAAUAAAUUCAAACAUCUGGCUCAAAUAAGCGAUAUUCAGUAUGACAGGUUUAUAAGGACCACUGAUGCUGAUCAUCUGGCUACAGUACGCCAGUUUUGGGAAACCGUUUGGAAGAAUGGCUAUAUUUACAAGGGAAAGCAUAGCGGGUGGUACAGCGUUUCUGAUGAAACUUUCUAUCCAGAAUCCCAAGUUGAGCAAAGAGAUGGCAAAACUGUCAGCACAGAAACUGGAUCGGAGGUAGUCUACGAAUCAGAGGAAAAUUAUUUUUUCAAACUAUCAGCUUUUCAGUCUCAAUUGAUUGAUCUCUAUAAAGCAAAUCCGCAGUUUGUCAUUCCAGCUAACUAUUACUCGGAUCUCUUGAAAGAGCUAGAAAGGGAGCCUUUGCAAGAUCUAUCAAUAUCGAGACCAAGUUCCAGAUUGCAAUGGGGAAUUUCAGUCCCGAAUGACGAGUCGCAAAAGAUCUAUGUUUGGUUCGAUGCAUUAGUAAACUAUUUGACCUCUAUCGGAUACCCCUCAAGCCGGUACAAAGAAUUUUGGCCUGGAACUCAUCUGAUCGGAAAAGAUAUUUCUCGAUUUCAUUGCAUAUAUUGGCCAGCAUUCCUUAUGGCUGCCAAGGUAUCUCCGCCUGAAAAGGUAGUUGUUCACGGUCACUGGUUGAUGGGAGGAUCAAAAAUGUCAAAAUCAAAAGGAAAUGUUGCUGAUCCUUUAGCCAUUGGUGACUAUUAUGGCGUCGAUUCUCUAAGGUUAUUUCUCGGUGCAAAUUCAAUAUUGAGCAACGACUGUGACUUCACAGAAAGGAAACUAAACGAUCAUAGAGAUUUAUUCAUUGACAAAAUUUGUAACGUUGUCACUAGAUGUAUCUCAAAGUCUUUUGACCCUGCCAGAUCUGUAAUGAGCUUUUCCAACGAAGACAUGAAUCUUGUCUGGAAACGUAUUUUGGAAAGAGGAUGGGAAGGUGAUUUGGAAAAAGCUGCAGAAUUGAAAAAAAGUUACGAUGAAAUUGUUGACGAUGCGCAGCAACUGUUCUCUAAGAUUGACGUUUUGAUGUCAACGUUUACUACACACAAAUCAGUUGGAGAAAUAUUCGACCUGAUGCUCAAGGUCAAUCAAUUUGUGAACUCUACUGAACCAUGGAACCUAAAGUCAAAUGAGCGUCUUCAAGACUUGUCAAUAUUUGUUGCCUUGGACGUAACCAGAGUUUGUUUGAUAUUACUCCAGCCCUUUAUUCCUGGAUUAUCUAACAAAUUGUUAGACAUGAUUAAGGUCGAAAGUUCCAAACGGACAGCUACCUAUGCUGCAUUUCAGCAGGAUUCUAGUUACGGUCAAGGUGCAAAAUUUCUCAAGGGCUCUACGCCACCACUAAUCAAAGUACCUCUCAGAGCAGGUGCGUAUGAAUAA
Komagataella phaffii GS115 is the source of this 1644-nucleotide messenger RNA. RefSeq names its product Mitochondrial methionyl-tRNA synthetase (MetRS). Gene Ontology annotation, molecular function: methionine-tRNA ligase activity; ATP binding. Bases 1 to 1644 code for a protein of 547 amino acids. The record is from RefSeq and is a predicted model, not a curated record. The transcript has a single exon. Lineage: Eukaryota; Fungi; Ascomycota; Pichiomycetes; Pichiales; Pichiaceae. Gene Ontology annotation, biological process: methionyl-tRNA aminoacylation.